CCCUCUGGCCUUGCGCGGCUCCCUGGGGGCGGGGCAAGGCCCCUCUCUCGUGCCCCCCCCCCGACAGGGCUGACCUCCGCCAGCCUGCCUGCGGUUUGGACUAUGAGACUCGGCCGCUCCCCACCCCCCCGCCGGCCAUUGGACCCGGCUAAAGUCCCUCGUGCAGCGGCCGAGGCGCCGACUGUCGCUCACCCCCGGACCCUCGGCCGCCGGGCGGCUUGUGCACCUGCGCGCGGGGAGCGGCCGUUGCUGAGGGCGGAAGCGGCGCGAGCGGCCCCGGCCCGGCUGGCUGAGGCAGGAUGGCGGAACAACGCGCAGAGAACCUGUCGGUGGUGGUGCAUCGCGCCGGGGACCUGCGCCUGGAAAAUCGCCCAGUCCCAGAACCAGGUCCCAAUGAGGUGCUGCUGAGGAUGCAUUCGGUCGGGAUCUGUGGAUCUGAUGUCCACUACUGGCAGAAUGGUAGAAUUGGGGACUUUAUUGUAAAGAAGCCCAUGGUGCUAGGGCAUGAGGCAUCCGGAACCAUCAUCAAAGUGGGGUCAUCAGUAACCCAUCUGAAGCCAGGCGAUCGAGUGGCCAUUGAGCCUGGUGCUCCGCGAGACAUCGAUGAAUUCUGCAAAAUCGGACGCUACAACCUGUCUCCGACUAUCUUCUUCUGUGCGACACCUCCCGAUGAUGGAAACUUGUGCCGAUAUUAUGCACACAAUGCCAGCUUUUGCUACAAGCUUCCAGAUAAUGUCACCUUUGAAGAAGGGGCCCUCAUUGAACCUCUUUCUGUGGGAAUCCAUGCCUGCCGAAGAGGCGGAGUCACUCUGGGAUCCAAAGUCUUAAUCUGUGGAGCUGGACCCAUUGGGCUAGUUUGCUUGCUCGUUGCCAAGAUAAUGGGUGCCGCCCAGGUAGUAAUCACUGAUUUAUCUGCUUCCCGCCUGGAAAAAGCCAAAGAGAUUGGGGCAGAUUUCACCAUUCAGAUAAAGAAAGAGACCCCAAAGGACAUGGCCUGCAUGGUGCAAGAUUUGCUUAACUGCAUGCCUGACAUAACCGUGGAGUGCUCCGGGGCAGAGGCCAGCAUCCAAACUGGCAUUUACGCCACUCGCUCGGGUGGGACCCUGGUUCUGGUGGGGCUGGGGCCAGAGAUGGUCCACGUCCCCAUCGUGAAUGCUGCUGUGCGGGAGGUGGAUAUCAAGGGGAUAUUUCGCUAUUGCAAUACGUGGCCCAUGGCGAUUUCUAUGCUUGCAUCCAAGAGAGUGGACAUCAAGCCUUUGGUUACACACCGCUUCCCUUUGGAAAAAGCGCUGGAGGCCUUUGAGACAACCAAGAAGGGCUUGGGGGUGAAAGUUAUGCUGAAGUGUGACCCCAGUGACCAGAAUCCCUGAAGAAUGGCACUGCACUCCUCCCCCAUUAUACUGCCUGUCUUAAAGAUGAAGAAUGGGCUUUAUAGAGAGAUGGGAACUGUAAUGAUAAGUUUAUAAGUAGUAUGUGGUGUUUGGGGAAUAAAGUUAUGGUCACCUGUUGUGCA
This is a messenger RNA of Dermochelys coriacea (leatherback sea turtle), 1513 nucleotides long. It is a transcript of the gene SORD, whose product is annotated as sorbitol dehydrogenase. The record is from RefSeq and is a predicted model, not a curated record. The transcript is spliced from 9 exons. The coding region runs from base 300 to 1370 and encodes 356 amino acids. Lineage: Eukaryota; Metazoa; Chordata; Testudines; Dermochelyidae. Gene Ontology annotation, molecular function: L-iditol 2-dehydrogenase (NAD+) activity; zinc ion binding. Gene Ontology annotation, biological process: D-sorbitol catabolic process.